AUGGCCCCGGGUAUAAUGUGCUUCGGCAAGAAACCAGUCGACCCCGAGAGUCGCCGCAAUGAGGAGAUUGACAAGGUCAUCCGGAAUGACAAGAAGAAGCAGCAGCGCGAGGUGAAGCUGCUGCUGCUUGGUGCUGGCGAGAGUGGCAAGUCCACCGUGUUGAAGCAGAUGCGUAUCAUAAACGCAGGCGGCUUCAACAAGACCGAACGCAAGCAAUGGCGGGCCAUUAUCUUCAAUAACCUGGUCUCCGCCUUCCAGACCAUCUUCGCUGCGAUGCAGGAGCAGGAGACCGAUUUCGAGGACGAUGACAACCUGCGUUACGCCGAGCUCAUCACCGCGGAUCCCGAAAUCGGCAUCGAGGAUGGCAUGCCGCAGGAAUGUCUCGCCGCGUUCAACAGCCUGUGGGCAGACAAGGGCGUGCAGCUGGCCAUAUUGAAGGGCAACCAGUAUGCGCUGCACGACAACUUGAGCUACUUCUUUGCAGAUGUGGAAAGGCUCUUCGCGAAAGAUUAUCUACCUACAGACCAGGACAUCCUCCGCACUCGAUUACGAACGACCGGUAUCACCGAAACCAUAUUCGAGCUAGGAAACCUCACAUACCGCAUGUUCGACGUAGGUGGGCAAAGGUCUGAGCGGAAGAAGUGGAUUCACGUUUUCGACAAUGUGCAAGUCGUGCUCUUCCUCGUGGCAAUCAGCGGUUAUGACCAUGUGUUGGUGGAGGACCGGAAUGGCAACCAAAUGCACGAGGCCCUCAUGCUCUUCGAAUCGAUAUCAAAUUCGAAGUACUUUGAGAAAUCGGCUCUCAUCCUGUUCUUGAAUAAGAUCGAUCUGUUCCGAGAAAAAAUUGCGGGCGGCAUGAGCCCAAUAAACAAGGUUUUCCCAGAUUACAAUGGGAAGCCGACCGACAUCGAAGCCGGGCAGGAGUUCUUCGCCAACAAGUUUCGAAACCUGGUACGGCAACCGAAGAAGGAGGUCUACGUUCACUACACCAACGCAACGGACACCAACCUUCUGAAGAUCACCAUGCAAUCGGUGCAGGAUAUGAUUGUCCAACGCAACCUCAACGCCCUCAUCUUGUAA
Molecule: messenger RNA, 1080 nt
Organism: Didymosphaeria variabile
Lineage: Eukaryota; Fungi; Ascomycota; Dothideomycetes; Pleosporales; Didymosphaeriaceae
Gene: GNA2
Product: G-Protein alpha subunit
Exons: 5
Coding region: 1-1080 (359 amino acids)
Biological process (GO): G protein-coupled receptor signaling pathway
Cellular component (GO): heterotrimeric G-protein complex
Molecular function (GO): G protein-coupled receptor binding; G-protein beta/gamma-subunit complex binding; GTPase activity
Source: RefSeq, a predicted model, not a curated record